Gordionus sp. m RMFG-2023 is the source of this 829-nucleotide messenger RNA. RefSeq names its product histone chaperone asf1b-B-like. Gene Ontology annotation, molecular function: histone binding. Gene Ontology annotation, biological process: nucleosome assembly; nucleosome disassembly; DNA replication-dependent chromatin assembly. Lineage: Eukaryota; Metazoa; Nematomorpha; Gordioida; Chordodea; Parachordodidae. Bases 31 to 714 code for a protein of 227 amino acids. Gene Ontology annotation, cellular component: chromatin; nucleus. The record is from RefSeq and is a predicted model, not a curated record. The transcript is spliced from 4 exons.
AAAAUUUAAUAAUCAUAGAAAAUUAUAAAUAUGUCCAAAGUGAAUGUAGUAAAUGUAUUAGUUUUAGAUAAUCCAUGUUUCUUUAACAAUCAAUUUCAAUUCGAAAUUGUAUUUGAUUCUUAUGAAGAUCUUCCAGAAGAUUUGGAGUGGAAAAUAAUUUACGUUGGAUCAGCAGAAAGUGAAGAAUAUGAUCAAGUUCUAGACUCCGUUUUAGUUGGACCUAUACCUGCUGGAACACAUAAAUUUUUAUUCCAAGCCCCACCACCGGAUAGUUCUAAGAUACCAGUAGCUGAUUGUGUGGGAAUUACAGUAUUGCUCUUAACAUGCUCUUACAAGGAAAGAGAGUUUGUACGUAUAGGUUAUUAUGUUAAUGUAGAAUACGCAGAUCCUGAAAUAAGGGAAAAUCCUCCAGCCAUUCCUGAUUUUACUAAAUUGCAAAGGAAUAUUUUAGCCACCAAUCCUAGGGUAACUAAAUUUACUAUAGACUGGGGAGAAAGUGUUCCAAACAAUAAUCAAAUAGCCGAUAACAAUAACGUUACUUCACCCACAACAGAAAAUAAUAUACAUCCUCCGAAUAAUAUAUCAUCUACCGAUUUACAAACAGACGAAACACGUAAAACAGAUACAUUAGAAAUUCCAAACGAAAUUAAAUCUAACAUUAAUCUAGAAAACGAAUGCCAAAGCAAUAAUAUAUCUAUGGAAAUAACCUCUUGAUAGUUUAAUAAUCGCAUCAUAAUUUUUGAUAAUAUUUUAUACACCUUACUACUUGUGAUUGUACGAAUAAAUACCUAAUUUAAUAUAAUGAUUAAAAUUAACGCAUUUCAUAUGA